Molecule: messenger RNA, 4283 nt
Organism: Rhopilema esculentum
Lineage: Eukaryota; Metazoa; Cnidaria; Scyphozoa; Rhizostomeae; Rhizostomatidae
Biological process (GO): mRNA cis splicing, via spliceosome; peptidyl-threonine phosphorylation; peptidyl-serine phosphorylation
Molecular function (GO): ATP binding; protein serine/threonine kinase activity
Source: RefSeq, a predicted model, not a curated record
ACAUUUCGAACUGCAUGACGGGAAAUAUCAUUCUCUCCAAGAUGGCAGCCAGCAUGGACGUUAGUAAAUCUAUUGACAGCGGAGACCGGCUAGUAAGAAUGGAGAGUCCCUUUGAAGAUGAUGAUGUAGAGGACAUGGAUUUUAGUAUUUCAAGUAAAGAUAAAAAGAAAAGGAAGAAACAUAAAAAACACGGGAAGCAAAAAAAAUCUGCAAGAUCAGAAGAUGGUCACAGAAAAAAUAAGCACAAAAAACAUAAGUCCAAGAAAGUUGAUUCAUUGGAUGAUGUAGAUUUAGAAGACUUAGAAGAGAGGAAGAAAAUUUUGCAAAGACAGCUGGAAGAAGCAAGUAGUAAAUCUGGUGGCUUAAAGAAAACUUUGCCAGAAAAUACAGAAAGAAGUAAAAAAAGGAAAGAUAAAACUGUAAAAGAUGAAUUUGGGAGAGACAUUUUUGAUGGAAAAGAUACACAUUUACAGUUACUUUCAAAAGAAAGAAAGAGUCAUGAUCAUAGUAACAAUUUACGCAGGGGAUCAAAGGAGGAAUAUGAAAGACGAAGCUCAAGCUCACACAGGAGAACUGAUGAUAGAAGACCUGAAGAUCAGUCUUCACGUCAUGUUCUAAGUGCAAGUAGGGACCAAAGAAGGAGAUCAAGGAGUUUGGAAAAAGAGAGGUCCAUAUCAGCAAGAAACGAUUCUAGCAGACACAGAAGUUUUACAGAAAGGUCAACUGACAGAGAAAGGAGACAUAUGAGUCACAGAAGCCGGUCGGCAGAAAGAAGAGAUGCAAGCAGAUCAGGACCAAGACGAACCCGGAGCAGGUCAAAAGACCAUGACUACAGAAACAGAGGAAGGCAUGAGAGGGAUGGUCGUGGCAGAAGAAACAAAGAAGCAAAAAAGGAAGAAUUGAAGGAAUCCUCAGACGAAGACGUAAAUCUUGAUGAGCUAGCUGAGCAAAUGGAAUUAGAUGAAGAAGAAGUUAUAAAGCGACAAAGAGAAGCACGCCAGGCCAGAAUUGCCCAGCUGGUAGGGCCAGAGAAGAAUCUCGAGAGCCCAUCUGUUAACGCAAACCGAAGUUUUAGCGAAUCAGAUGGAACAUCUUCGGAUGAUGAAAGUGACCAAAGCAGCUCAUCUUCUGACAGCCAAUCAUCUUCCUUGGAAUCAGGCUGGUCAGAAGACUCAGAAAGACGUGCGAAGGGUACGAACAAUAAAUUAAAGGACAAAUUGGGCGCAGGAAAACAAGCCAAGAGACAUGUAAGGGAUGAAAAAAAUGAAAAUAUUAAAUCUAGAAUUGAACUGGACGAGCUAAAGAGAAGCGAAAGGAAAAAUUAUAAAGAAAAUAGUUCGAAAAAAGGAAAUGAAAAGUAUUCAAAAGGAGAUGCGAAAAGAGCAUCAGCUUCUGAGAAAACUUCGGCGAAAAGUUCUUUAAACAAACAUCCUGAUGCAAUGUCACGGAAAAGAAGAGGAAAUGAAAGUAAUGAUGCUGAAAGGGCUGCGAAGAAGCUAGCAGGGGAAGAUGACAGGGAAAAAGAAAUAAAGGAAAUACUGGAGCAUAGAGCAAACAUCGCUGGGCAGAAAAAACUGACAAUGGAGAAAGAGGUAAAGGCUGAUUCAGGUGAUGAAGCAUCAAGGUCACUGGAUAUGUUUGCAGGAGACGAGGCGUUUGCAGGCAAUGAUAUGUUCUCAGAUAAUUUUGACAGCCCGAGAAGUGGACCUAUAAUCUCGAAGCGCGGCUCAGAAAAUCCAAAUUUACUGGACAACUGGGACGACGCAGAAGGAUAUUACCGUGUUAGAAUUGGGGAGACCCUUGACAAGAGAUACAGCAUCUAUGGUUACACCGGCCAAGGGGUCUUCAGCAAUGUUGUGAGAGGCAGGGACACUGCCAGAUCAAACCAAGAAGUUGCAGUCAAAAUCAUCAGGAAUAAUGAUAUCAUGUACAAGCAAGGUUUGAAAGAACUCGAGGUAUUGAAGAAGCUCAACGAUGCCGACCCUGAUGAUCGAUACCACUGCCUUCGAAUGUUUCGACAUUUCUUUCAUAAGCAGCAUCUUUGUUUGGUUUUCGAAUCCCUCAGCAUGAACUUGCGCGAGGUACUUAAGAAAUACGGUCAAAACGUUGGUUUACACAUAAAGGCAGUCAGAUCGUACAGUCAGCAACUUUUCCUCGCCUUAAAAUUGCUGAAGAAGUGUGAUAUCAUCCAUGCUGAUAUUAAACCUGAUAAUAUACUGGUGAAUGAAUCGAAGUUAACGUUGAAGCUGUGUGACUUUGGCUCAGCGUCAUCAAUCACUGAAAACGAGAUCACACCUUAUCUUGUCAGCAGAUUUUAUCGGGCACCUGAAAUCAUCAUUGGACGGCCAUAUGACAUUGCCAUCGACCUGUGGUCAGUGGGUGCAACCAUCGCUGAGCUUUACACGGGAAAAAUUCUUUUUCCUGGUAAGACAAACAACGAAAUGCUGAAAUUGAUGAUGGAGCUAAAAGGGAAAAUGCCAAACAAACUACUUCGCAAAGCUAAGUUUAAGGAACAGCAUUUUGACGACACUUUCAAUUUCAUGUACGGCGAGGUUGACAAAAUUACGCAAAGGGAGAAGAUAACGACAAUUAGCAAUAUACAAGCGAAAGAUCUCUUUGAAAUUCUAAUUGGAAACCAAAGACAUAACGAUGAUAUGAAGAGAAAAGUGUUGCAGCUCAAAGACUUGCUCGAUAAAAUCUUCAUGCUCGAUCCUUCGAAGCGCCUGAGCUUGAACCAGUGCCUUCUGCAUCCGUUCAUCAUUGAAAAGAUUCACUAGAACCGAACAGUUAUUAACAUGUAAAUAUUAUCAAUGGCCGUUGCAUUAACGCUAGUCUUUGCUUAGAAAAAUCGCUUUUUGACACAAUGGACUAUGUGUUUGUAAUUAGUUUGAUUGAUAAAUUUAAAAAUUUUUUAUUUUUGUGUAACUUUGUUUCCGUUUUGGCGCAAAACAAUUUCUGUUGAAACGAAAAUAUCUGACUCAGAACUUCACGGACAGGUUAAAAUUUUUAUUAUGGAAAUGAGGGGUUUCUCCUUGCUUAAUAUACGAUUUUGAAGUUAAGUCGUUUGAGUCUUGAAGAAAUUUUUAAGUCAACAACACAUAUGAACGUGCUAUUUUUAACGUUUUGUUUCUUUUAUCAAUUUUGUUUAAUGAUUUUGAAAACUUUUUGAUUCGACUGAGCAUUAAAUUUCUCAAUAGAUUAAAAGUACCUUUUCUUGGCUUUAUGGAGAAAAAUUGCAUGUCACACAUACAAACAGAAUCUUUUGAAAUUGAAACUAUGUAAAUUGAUUGCUUCUUUUGCUUAUCCCCGUUUUCGUUAAUUAAUUUUGAUUCUUUCAUCAGAAUUGCAUCGCAGUAGUACACAUUGGAAAGAGUUUGCAUCAAAAUGGCGCUGCCACUGGUGUUCUCCUUGUAUGUGUGAAAACAAAGCGAUAUUCUUGCGUUUCAUUUACAGUUGAAAUAACAAUUUUUUUUCGGUUUUAAUGCCAGUCAUCUAAUCAGAUUUAAAAGUUGAAAAGAAAGGUUUUCUGAACUAUAAACGCCCUAAACACUUACAAAUAUCUUUUAUUUUGCACUCUAUCUAGCAAGGCAGGUUUUUCGCUACUUACUAUUUUAGGACGGGUGUGAAAGCAUGAGGAUUUGAUUUGUGCUCGUUUUUACUUCGUCUGCUCAUCCCUCAUUUCGCUCCUUUUUUCCAGCUGACGUGUUUGAAUGUUUGUACUUCUUUUCUGUUAUCAUUGGAAGGAGAUUAAGACAUCAUUCAUUAAAUAUCUCAACGAGAAAGUUGAAAAUCAGUUUUUCCUCAAUUGGCAGUCGCUCUUCCCGUGCAGAAAUGUAGCCGAUAUAGCAUGUUGUGUUAUCUCAGGACUCACGAAAGACAGUGCUGUUUUUUCCUUGCUUUCUAAAAAUUUACGCAGCACAGUCAACUCUACUUCGGCAACACCCAAAACUGCAUGCUCGUAAAACAAGGCUCGCUGUACACAAGGGUCAAUGUCUGACAGGAGUUUGAAAUAUCACCCUACUAGAGUAUUUUGCAUCCCAAAUUUCACCCUCCAGCAAAAGUAAGGACUGUCAGAUUCUUAAGAAACCGUUGAUUCAUCCAACGGUUAAGGUGGGGCUAGUCUGAUAAUUAGGGUUUGCACUAAUCUUUGGGAUUUGAAUUGACACAUUUUCAUGCUAUUUGCAGAUGCCCUCUGUACUGCUUUCUCGCAAGGAGGAAUUUCUCCAGCUAUUUGUUAAUGGACUAAAGCAAGAUUGGAAGGCGGUUCAAGAGAGAGAAUGUUG